CCGUCCUUCCGCAUCAAACGAAGGGUGCGUUAUUAUUCAUCUCCCGAAACAUAGCGAGAGAGAAUUUUUUUCCCCCCCAAGAACCUAUGACUACUGCAUUAUGGAUGAUAACGCAUCUGCUAGCAUCGUAGAUGAUCUACCGGUGAUGUCUGAUUCUGAUCCAGCCGCAACUCCUAUUUAUCCUUAUCAAUUUCCGUCGUCUACCCACGUGAUUGUCGGAACGUAUCUGGUGAUUAUUGGUAUACUAGGAAGCAUCGGGAAUGGCAUUGUCCUAGCUAUGUUCUUGCGAUUCAGAGUUCUGGUUACGCCCACCUCUCUGUUGCUGAUAAAUUUAGCAGUUUCAGAUCUUGGACUUAUACUGCUUGGCUUUCCUUUCUCAUCUUCGUCCAGUUUCGCAGGAAGAUGGCUGUUUGGAGAAGGAGGCUGCCAGUGGUACGCUUUCAUGGGCUUCUUGUUUGGUUCUGCUCACAUCGGUACAUUAGCUCUGCUCGCCUUGGACAGGUACCUCAUCGCCUGCCGGAUUAGCUUGAGAGGAAAGUUAACUUACCGACGCUACUGCCAGAUGCUGUCUGCUGUGUGGGGUUAUGCGUUCUUCUGGGCUGCAAUGCCACUACUAGGAUGGGGAAGAUUUGGAUUGGAACCCAGUGUUACUACAUGCACUAUUGACUGGCAACGUAAUGAUAGCAAUUAUAAGUCCUUCAUUCUUGUUUAUUUCGUACUGGGUUUCAUGGUGCCUCUCGUUAUCAUAGCUGUGUGUUACUGCGCAAUAGCGCGUCGGCUGAGACGAAAAUCUGGAACCAAGCAAAGGGGAGUCAUCUACGAUCAAUGGACUAAUGAAAAGACUAUCACAUUAAUGUCCUUCAUCUUAAUCGUUGCAUUCCUAGUGGCCUGGACACCAUACGCUGUAUUAUGCUUGUGGACUAUAUUCGCUCCUCCCCAAACGGUCCCUCCGUUUUUAACUCUGAUACCUCCGCUGUUUGCCAAAGCAUCCACUGUCUUCAAUCCCGUUAUAUAUUAUCUCACCAAUCCACGACUUAGGUCCGGAAUAGCAGCCACUCUACUCUGCUGCAAGGACACUCCUUUUGAAAGUAUUGAGCUGCCUGAUUCUCCAGAAAGGGCUCCUGCAGACAACGACGCCAUAUAAGCCAAAAUCUGCCAAGAAGUAAUCCGUUAUGUUAGAAAAAAAAAAGUGUUUCCAUAUCUUCGAAAGUAUAACUUUCUUCUUUACACUUUUAACCUUCGGGAGUUACCUUUUCCUAUGUGAAAUACUCACAACUUGGUGGUGUGAUAAAAUAUAUGCCAUUAGAUUAACCGCUUGAAGGAGUAAAAGCUCUUCAAGUAUAUGCAGAGUCACGCUAUCAUUCGUAAAGGCUCUGUUUUUAAUCGUUUUCUGUGAAUUUCGUGUUUUCUCUUUAACUUCCUUAUUUUUCUAUAAUGAUACAACUGUUUUGCAUGCAUUUAAUCUGUCAGAAGCUCCUUAUGUGACCGUAACUUCCCUGAAACCUUGACGAUAUUCUAGGACAUAUGAGUAGAGUUCCUAGGUCGCCCUCGAAAUAUUAUCACACACUAAAGCAGAAAGUAAUAAAUACCACCAGGGGAGCGUUCCUAAUAAGAGUUUGAUGUCAUUCUAGCAUUCCUGAACACCUGUUGCCAAGCUACUUUUGAUAAUAAACUGUUAUGUCUGAAGUGUUAUUUGCGACCGAUCAAAGUUUAUCUUUGCGAGCUUAAGAUAAUUUAUCCUGAUUACGUGAUGAGUUUAUAUGUCAAAAGACCUUAUAUUCUAAAAAUAAUAGAGAGAGAAAGGGAAAUAGUCUUUCUCAUCAGGAAUAAAGCUACUGAAAUACAUCACUAUCUUCUUAUUUUCAUCAUAUUUUUUAAGCUUUAAUCAUGACAUAUUGCAAUAGAUUUCUAACAUUCGUAAAUUCGUAUAAAAAGUAUUAGAAUCGUAGAAUUUACAAAAUAACAGCUGGAACAAUAUUGCUCCUGCUGUUCGAAAUAGAAUUUAUAGUUGCUUUCGCGAAGAUGUACGAUUAUAUUAACUGCAAAAAAGUUCUGUAAUGGAAAAAAAAAGAACUUUUCAAAUGAAACAAGCUAAAUAAACUUUACUUGAAAUUUAAAAAGAAUAGCUCUAUUCUCAAUAAUAUCAGAACAGAGCUGCUGUCGAAAGAUUCAAGAUAAACGUCCUUACAUUAAAGCAGCGAGAAAGCCGCAAAGGACUGGCAGCUAUUAAAAAUUUUUCAACGAUUCCGUUUUCCAUAAAUCAAUUCUUUUCAGAAUUCUACGAAUUGUCGGACUACGAAUUGUUAGUUAUUUUUGACUUAGAACGAUACUGUAUGUCAUUUCUUUAGUAAACUAUUAUGGCUUCUUCUCCUUCUCCUCCUUCAAUGUGAAGCCUGGCUUCCUGUAUUGCAUAUUCCACUAUGGCUUUGUUCUAUCAUAAGCCACUAGGACUCAUACUAAAAAACGAAAAUAAGCUUUCGGAGAACUAGAGUUGCAGUUAUGUAAUUGAUAUAAAUGAAGCUUACAUAAAUAUGAGGCGAAAUAAUGAUAAUUAUAAAUCUUUGGUUAUACUUAAAAAUUAUUUUCAUAUCUGGAAUUCUUUUGUUCUACAGUAAACGCAUUUUAUAUAUUAAAAAAAGCACCCUAAAUCCCUUCAACAAUUUUAUCAAUGAUUUUUAAGAAUUUUAACUCAAAUGCGGUUAGUUUUAAAUGAGUACCCAUUUGCCUUAGGAAUUUCAAUAGAUUUUAUAUAUUUCAAAGGACAACUAUUCACUCGUAUAAAUAUAAAGUAAUUUUUUGUUUCUAAAAUUACUUACUUCGGUCUUUUGAGCAUAACUGGAAACGAAAAUAAAAUGUAUUAUGCAGGCUGUUUCACAAAUAAUUGCCCAAAAGAAUGAAUCAACGUUUACAAUAUACUCGACAUGAAAAUUUUGUACAGGUUACAGAGCUUUCGUAAAGCGAAGAAAGCCAGUUGCGCCCUCUUGGAGAAUCGUACCAAGGAUCUCCCAGUUAGUGGCUAGGUAUGAUAAGCUGUAGCACAAGGAGACGCACAAAAAUAGUCCUGUAAUUCUUCCCGUUCACUUCCAUUAAAGAAAAACUGGAAGAGGCAUGAAAACUAGUCGGCCAAAGCCAGACGGUGAUGAGUUCGUCGUCUUUCACGUUCUAUUUUGGACACCACUUUUUAGGUACUAUUAGGUCUUUGAAGCAGGAGACUAAAAAAAUCGGCUGGACACCGAUAAUGGGACCACGAGUCUUCCAUUUCUUAGCUGAAUCUGUUACUACAGCAAAAAGACACAGAGCAAAGGUAUGCUAUAAAUCCUUACACUCCUUACAGCAUGACAUGUGGCCUACAGCUUACUGUAGUACUUGACAAUAAAGCACCAUUCACAAACCACUGCUGGAAGUAUCUGCCUCAAAUAAAUUUGGAAGCAACUUUCCAUACCGUCUUAAAUCCUUCUUAAGAUGUUUUUAUCAAUAGUUCAACGGAAUACUUUCCGUAUUGCUCUCCACGUUUUCUAAAGAGUAAAUCUUUCUUAUGUAGACAUUUCGGAUUUUCUUAUGUAGGCAUUUCGGAUAUUACUGUAAGAAAAAAAAAUGAAAAAAUUGGUAAUUCCAAAUUGGGUGAGCUAAGCGUUCAAAUCUUUUCGACAUUCCUGGGUUUCAAAUUUCUUUAUAUACAUGUGAUCUAUAUAGCAUGCCUCACCUUGUUAAUUUAUCAAUUCUAUGUUUGUUGAGUGUUCCGUAACCUAGGGUAAAACAGAGACACAUACAUCAAUAUUUAGCGCAUAAAAAACUGUAGGAAAUGUGGCCAAUUAUUAGAGUUCAAGAUACACAUCGAAAACCAACUUUUAAAAUAUAUUAUGAACUUAAGUAUAAUUCAUGUGAAUUACUAUAGUUUAGAUUUGGAAGGAAAGGAAUCACUGACAAAAGAUGGAUACUCUUUUAGAUUUUUUGCAUAGCUGUAGUGUGUCUGAUCAUUUUUUCUCUCCGCUGUUAUCCUAAAAUUCAUGUUAUGUUACUUUUAAAGACUGUGCUAAACAAUUAAUGUUUCACGAAAAAUACCCACUCCACAGUAAUAUACGCAGCCAUCUUCUUAUUCAAUGACUCAAUGAAGCAAACCCACAAUAAUUAUCUGGCGGGGAAAACAUCACUACAUAAAUCAGUCAUCACCUUAUCACGAGCAUCAUUAGCAAUACGUUUUUACGAGUCUCAAAACCAUUUGAAAACAUAAAGCUGUGUUUUUAUAAAGAAAGAAUAUUUAAAAAAAGAAAAAGAACGAAACGACUAUCCUGUGAAAUAUUCUGCAUUAUUUUAUUUCCUGAAAAUCAUUUCAUUCUGAAGAGGUGAAAGAGUAAAAUAUAUUAAAACGUGGUUCUAAUAGAAUACAGAUUUCUUUUUAAGUAGGUAAUAGUGUAGAUAUAAAGUAUAAUUUUAAAUGAAGAUAGAAUACCUACAUCCUUUUUCUAUUUCACUCUACCAAAUUCAAUUAUUCAACAUUGCAACUGGCAUUGUUCUUUCUAACUUGUGCAGUAUGUUAAACUAACAUGUGCAGUAUGGAUGAUUUAAUCGUGCGAUGUCUAUAUCUUUAAAACUUCUAUUAAAUAUGCGUUUUAUUCUAUUCAUUUCAAGAAUUCUGCUAGACUCUAAAACUGAAAUUUAAUAGAAAUAUUUUCAAAUCUUAAAUUUUCUAACUCUGACCUAACUAUAUUGAAAAGAAUAAACUCUAGUCUCCGAACCAUAAUAAAAGCUUAUUUUUGUGAAGAUAAGAAUUGUAGUAGUGAAUAUAUAGAAUUUAUUUAUUAGUUAUCCUCCAAUGUUAUCGUAUUUUUCCUCUAAUAGAGAAACAAUCAAAGGAUAAUUCUUUUCCACUUCAUAUCAGUUAAUGCUUAGUAUUUUACUUAAAAAAUGGAGCAAUUUGAGAGAAAUGAUAUUUUAGUUUCAUUAUACCAUUUAUCUUUUAAAAUUAAAUGAUGUAAAUUGUAAAUGAUUUAAAUUGUAAAUGAUGGCAGGAAUUUUUUACAUAAACUAAAGAUAAAAUAAAAUCCACAGUUCAGCUAAAUCCGGAUGUUCGAAUGAAAUAAAAUGAUCGUGAUAUGAUAUUAAAGAUUUCAUCAUUAAAUGUUUGACUUUAUUAACUACUUAUUUCAUAAAAAUAUUUUGCUAAAAUUCCUUACAUUUUGUCACAUCACUUAAAUUUUUGUCAUCAUUUACAAAUUUGCAAACUUUGUUACUUGGCUCUCUUCCCUAAACAGCUUUAAUUUAUUUUGCUUAAAAUACAAUAAGAAAUAAUAUUAAAAUAUUUUAAUAGGUAAUGAGUACCAUUGUUUUAAGAAGCGGGCUAAUUUAAAAUUAGAAAUUAACAUUUAGCUGACAUGAAAGGAAUCGAAUUAUGAAUGCUCUGUUGUCCAAUAUCUGUUCAUAGUUUAUUCCGAAAGUAAACUAAGUGCAAAAUUUAUAAUAUAUGCAUUCGUCCAAAUAAAAUGAAAACUUUGUGUAUUCAUUUAGCAAAAGAGCAAACAUGAGUACAAAGUAAGAGCUGUUCAUUAACUCAUUUAGAUGAAGAAGUCCAUCCUUUAAAUAUUGCUUAUGCCUCUUUUAUUGGAGAAUUCAGUGAAAUGUUGUUUGAAUCUAGUUCUCUAGAAUAGAAAACUUAUGACAGGAUUUGCGAUUUUAAGCUUAACUGAUAAUUUUUUGAAAUGUUCUUCUUAGAUACGUAAUAAGCUCUUACUUCAUUAACAUUGUUCGUACUCUUAUUCUUUUAGCUUGGAAUUUUAUUGAGAGUUGACUUUACUUCAGUUCUUUAGCUUUUUUUUAUAUUAAACAAAAUUUGAUUAUAAAGUUUGAUAGAACUUAAAAUCAUGUAUUGAGAAAAGUGUAUUGAGCCAAAAAAAGAGCUAUAUAUUUACCUUAAAUUUUGUAUUGUAUGCAUUUUAUCUUCAGUAAAAAUAAAGAGCUUUAAAAUAUUUUUUUAGUGUUUAAAUGUCUAUCAACGUGCUUUUUAUAACUCAUGCCAGUAUUUUUAAAUGAUUGUUAGCAAUAAAAUUUAGUUAUUUUCUUUCAUUUUAAGUUAGAUUUAUUAGCCAUGCCGUUAAUAUAUUUUAGAGAUAUACGUCAGAUAUACAAUAAGUUUGGAAUGAGUAUGCAAGGAAAUAUAAAAUGAUGAAGUCUGUUAUUUGUUACAUGCGCGUAAAAUGAGCCUGUGUUUAGACUCAAAAAGGAAUGGUAGAAAGAACUUAUAUCGACUGUGAUUGAAACCAUUUAGUGAUAUUGGAAAUAAAGUAAUACUUUUAAGAAUUAUAAAUAUCAGAUUAAAAUUGUAAUUAAAAAGAAACUACUGAUUUAUUAAGUAUUCAAAAUUAUUAAUUAAAUAAUUAAAAUUAAACUAAUAUUCAGAGUUGCUGUCUCCGCUUUAUAUUACAAAACAUAACUCGAAAUAAGCUUCGAAAUUUCUAAACAUUGGUAUAAAAAUACAAAACAUCAUUUAUUUGUGUUAAUUAUCAAUUGAUUCUGUGUGAUGUUGUUACAUAUAAAAUAAGUGCAUCCAAGUAACUAAUAUUACGAGAAAAAUUAGUAUUUUGUUGAAAAAUUAACGUAAUAUUAUUUCCAAACAGAUAAAAUUCAUGUAGAAGUUUUCUUACUGAAAGAACAUUUUCAUUCUGUGUUCGUUGUUUUCCGCUUUUUUAAGUCAGUAUUUUUCCAGUGGUAUUCAGCAGAAUCUUGAGGUUCCAUGUGGUGAUAUUCAGGCUCCCUUUGGUAAUACUGAGGAUCACCGAAAAGUUAUAAAAUAAUAUAUUAUAUACUUAAAACAUUUCGCACAUAUAAUAUAUAUAUAUGUGUGUGUGUGUAUGUGUGAAGGCUAUAACUUCCGUAUUAAAUUACUUUGUAAUUAUAUCCGAGAAUCUAUUCCUGCCCCUUAUAAAGAUUGAUCGUUACAUCAACUACAACAUUUAUCUACCUAAAUAUUAAGAAAUUAUUUCCAAGCUGGAUUAGAGUGAUGGACAAUUUCUGCAACAAGGCCACUCCAUCGGUGUUGCGAAUUUCCUGUUCGCUGGAUUUCUUAGUCAUGAGUUUUCAUAAAGGGAUUUGAAUGACUGGCUUCUAACUGAAAAUUUAUCAACUCAUCUUCUUUAACAGCAUUUGUAAUACUGCAAAGAUACACGGCGAGAAUGCAGAAAAAUGUAUUGAAUUCAGAAAUAAUCAGACAAAACCAAUGAUCGGAAAAACGGCAGACGCUUUGAUAUGACGCUGUGACAGCAAAACCUGCCCAUUAAAAAUAAAGCUUUGUGUUCUUCUCAAAUUCAUUAGUAGCUGAAUAUUUCUGUCAUAUUUCAAAUGGUGCUAAUUGAAGAAAUCCAAAUUAUUGUUGUUAUCAUGUUGUUUGUUGUAGUUACCAUUAUUCAAAAUUAUAAAUGAAUAUAUGUGUAAUUACCCAUUUUGUUUUGCAUACAAAUAUCCAAUGGCUAUCCAAAAGUAAAAUCUUUAAGAAAGAUAAAAAUAAAAAUAUGUAAAAAUAGUUUGCAUGUUUCGUGAGUCAAUUUCGAUUAUGUGACAGAUUAAUGAAUAUUUAACGCUUAUAUUCACAAAAUUAUGACUGAAACACAAAAUUAUAACUGAAUAUGUUGUUCGCAUAUUCACAAAAUUAAAUGAAAUAUGUUUAUCAUAGGAAAAAAGUAAACAUUUUUCAUGAAGAGAGAAGAAUUUUCACUUCGUCGUAAGCUAUUAUUUCAGAUGACAAUAGUGGAGCAAAAUAAUUUAGAUUCUUUUAUAACCUUUCAGGAUUUUCUUCGUUUAAUAAAUUUCUUAUUUCUUCACUAUACUCAAAGAAAUAAUACGCAGCGGCUCUGUCGAUUAUUUUCAGGAUUUACCACACGUCUAUUAAUCAAGGGUUCAACUGUCAGUCACAAGAAAUAAAAGGAAUAAUUUUUCAACGAAGAUUAUUAAAAAUCUGAUUGAUAUUAAUUCUCUCAAUAAAGUAACGCAAAAAGUUUAAAAUUUUUUUCCUAUUGCUACUUCUCCAAAGAAAAAUACAACUUUCAGUUCAAAGUACGUGACUUUAAAAGAUUUAAUUAAGAAAUUUUUCCGUUUGAGAGGCAAUAAUCUUUUUAUGAUAAGUUAAAAGUAUUUCAAUGAUUAAAGUGGUUCUGAAGAAUAUGUAAAGAUUCCGUCUCUGAAUUUAAUAGGAAAAUGCUGCCAUAAUUCUGCACUUAAAAAGAGUAUUACUUCUAUUUUUUAACUAAUGGUGUUUGAAUAUUCUGCUACGUUUUCGUAAAUGUAGCUGCCAUUUUUUAUGUUAUUUUUUACCAUUGUCUUGGAAAAUAAAUUAUUCCAAAAGAGCUGUUCUACUUUUCAGAACUGAUUUAAUAUACUCCGUAUCACAUGUGAAUACCUUUAACAAACCGAUGUAUUUUAAACUAUUUGUUUUAUGCGUAUUAUAAAAAAUAUAUAAAUUAAAAUCAUUUUAUUUUAAUAGGGGGGAAUUUCUACAUGAUUAAUUAUGAAAUUUAAAUGCAGUUAAAAAGAAGAAGGCAUAAGGUUCAAUUAUUUUCAGUCCUGUUCAUAUUUGAAUAUUAGCCUGACUCUGAAUCCAUUUGAAACUCAUGCUUUAAAUUAAUAAACAUUACUAUGUAAGAUUUAAAAAUAGUUAAUUUCAAGAAUAUGUGUAGGCUUUUGUUAAUUUACGACUGAUUGAAAGCAAUUAAUUAUAAAGUACUAUAAUUUUUCAUAUUUCGUACAGUUAUAAUUUGUAACAAAAUCUAUAGAUUUUUAUGGCAGUAUAUAACUUAUCGUUAGUAGAGAAUAUUCUCCAUUAUUUCACUCGAGUGCUGGCUCUCCUAAAUUUUCAUAAAGACUUCAGAUCAAAUUCAAGUCAACAAUAUAGGCUCCAAAAACUGUGUUGGAAUAUAGACAGUAGAUAUAAAAUAGCAAAAAAUACUCGUAUCAUAAAGUUGAAUUUGAAGUGUCUGUUGGCUAAACUAAAAGAAGAAAAAAUUGAACGGCUUUUUCCCAAAAAUUUGUGUUUCAAGUACAAGCAAUGUAUGCUACUCGAAAAUGUGUGUUUCAAGGACAAGCAAUGUAAUACAUUAAAAGAAAAUUUUCUUUAAUAAUUCUUUAAUAAAUUCCUAACAGAAUCAACUAAAAUUUUCAGAGACAGUAAUAUUUCUAGAAACACAAAUAUUUGCAAUAUAAAAUAUUUUUCUUAUAUUUCUCGCCAUAUAAGAACUUCCUGUAUACAUACUUUUUAACAAACACUAGUUUUUUUCCUUUCACAAAUUCAACUGAACACAAACAGUUGUAAAAGCUAUUUUAUAUUUUUAUAGCACUAGGAUAAAAUUCAUAGCUAUUAGAUUAAUACAUAUGCAUAACCCUGAAAAAUUUUCGUCAGAUUUAGAACAUAUAAAAAGACUCAUGCUUUUAUACAUAAAAAAAGCGUUUAAAAUUCAUUGUAAGAAAAUAGGCUUCCAGAUGUUCAGUAAAUCUCCAAGAGUUCAAGCAUCAAACAUAAUUUUGCUUACAUUUACAAUGAAUAAAAACACUUUCUUAAAGCAUACUACUCCCGUACUUAUGAUAAGCUGCAAUGCGUAACAAAUUAGCUUUUGAUGUAUUUUGAAAUUUAGAACAAUUUAGUUUUUUUUUACUCCUAAAAUAUCUAUGAAGCUACUUUUUUGCUCUGAAUUUACUUGGAUGCGAGCUUUUUAUUUUUUAUUACUUUUAUCUUUUUUUAUGUAUAUUAUCUAUUUUGUAAAAAUGUCGUAAUAAGUAUACGUAUCUUUAGUGUUAAAAUAUAAUGAAUAUUUAGAGAUAAAUAUAUUUGCAUAUAUUGAUGUUGUAUUUAAAACCAACUCUAUUAUCAAAUUUUUGGUGGUGGUGUAAUAAAGAAAUUU
Messenger RNA from Stegodyphus dumicola, 9881 nucleotides. Its product is annotated as visual pigment-like receptor peropsin. Gene Ontology annotation, molecular function: G protein-coupled receptor activity. Gene Ontology annotation, cellular component: membrane. NCBI's taxonomy places the organism in Eukaryota, Metazoa, Arthropoda, Arachnida, Araneae, Eresidae. The record is from RefSeq and is a predicted model, not a curated record. Gene Ontology annotation, biological process: G protein-coupled receptor signaling pathway; visual perception.